AUGAUAUUGAAUGGGGGCUGCACGGACCAGAGGCUUGUCCAGAAUGAUAUGAGAGUCGCUGGACAUGAUCACAAUGGCAUUAGAUAUGACGGUUUUGGCCAUGAAGGAGACUUUAAUGAAAUAGUCCAUGUGGAGGAACGGAAAGGUGCCACUAGCUUACCUUUGUCUGCGGAUGAGUUUAAGGUUUGGAUACAAGAUAUGCACUUAGUGGAUCUGUCGCUCACUGAUCAUAAGUUUACAUGGUUUCGGGGACGAUCUUGCAGUCGUAUAAAUAGAGCACUGGUCAAUGUGGAGUGGCUAGAAGAGUUUUCGGAUAGUCGCCUACGAGGUGGGCCAAGGAGUUUGUCUGAUCAUUGCCCUAUAAUAGUGAAGGACAAGAAGAUGAGGGGAGGUCCAAGGCCGUCCCGAAGCCUCGAUUCGUGGUAUACACAUGAGGGGUUUUUUAGCAUGGUUAAAGAGGAGUGGAGAGGAUUGGGGGAGAUACAGUUCACGGAUAAACUAAAGGCGCUGACAAUUCCAUUGGGAAGAUGGCAUAAGGCCAAUUUUGGUGAGAUGGACAACAAAAUUACUAAGUUUGAGGAAGAAAUCAAGAAAAUUGAUGACAUGGUAAGCAAUGGAGUGUAUAAUGAAACAAUGGAGGCUAGAAGAAAGGCGUUGAUUACUUGUUGUGAGAGAUGGUAUCGAAGAAAGGAAGUACAUUGGAAACAGAUGUUUCGGUCUCGGCAUGCAAAGGAGAUGGACAAAAAUACAAGAUACUUUCACAAUAUAGCAUCAGCAAGGAGGCAAAAUAAUAGGAUUGAUAAACUGGUAAUAAACGGCAGACAGGUCGGGAAUCAAGCGAGAAUCACGAUAGAUGUCAGAGAGUUCUACAAGGAGUUAUAUCAUCAGGAAGCUUCGCCUAUGAUGGGUUUUAGAGAUGGUUUGGUGGGUAAGAUAGAUGAGGGAGAUGCUUUGACUUUAGAGGAGCUACCGUCGGCUGAGGAGAUCAGAAAGGCUGCAUGGGACUGUGAGUCAUCUAAAGUGCCAGGUUGUGAUGGGUACAACAUGAAUUUCAUUAAGAGGUGCUGGGGUGAGAUUGGUCUGAAUUCACGAUAG
Molecule: messenger RNA, 1095 nt
Organism: Arachis ipaensis
Lineage: Eukaryota; Viridiplantae; Streptophyta; Magnoliopsida; Fabales; Fabaceae
Source: RefSeq, a predicted model, not a curated record